CUCUCCUCCGGAGGCGGCCGCCCCGCGAGUCCGCGCGCAGCGGUUUGUCCUGCAAACCUCGGAGAUCAAUAGGGUCACUUUUGGGGGAGGGGGUUGCAUGCGCUGGGGGAGCCGUCUCUGAACCACGGACCCGAGGGGACCCGGAGGGGACCCCAGGCCACCACGAUGGACCCCCGGAGCUGGGGUCCGGCCCUGCGCUCGCAGGAGGAGGCCGGCAGCGCCCAGGGCGGGGAGGUGAGCGUAGCCGCCAAGUACCGCCUGGCCUCGCUGUACGUGGGGGACCUGCACGCGGACGCCACGGAGGACCUGCUCUUCCGCAAGUUCAGCGCCGCGGGGCCCGUGCUGUCCAUCCGCAUCUGCAGGGACGUGGCCACGCGGCGCCCGCUGGGCUACGCCUACGUGAACUUCCUGCGGCCGGCGGACGCGCAGAAGGCGCUGGACACCAUGAACUUCGACGCGGUGGAGGGCAAACCCAUCCGCCUCAUGUGGUCCCAGCGAGACGCCUGCUUGAGAAAAUCGGGCGUCGGGAACGUGAUCAUCAAGAACCUGGACAGAUCGGUGGACAACAAGACCCUGUACGAGCACUUCUCGGGCUUCGGCAGGAUCCUGUCCUCCAAGGUGAUGAGCGAUGACCAGGGAUCCAAGGGCUACGCCUUCGUGCACUUCCAGAGCCAGAGCGCGGCGGACUGCGCCAUCCAGGAGAUGAACGGCAAGGUGAUCCGGGACCGGCAGGUGCUGGUCGCCCCGUUCCGGAGCCGCAGGGACCGGGAAGCCGAGCUCAGAACCAGAACCAGUGAGUUCACCAACGUGUACGUCAAGAACUUCGGCGAGGACAUGGACGACGAGAGGCUGCAGGGUGUUUUCAGCAAAUACGGCAGAACCCUCAGCGUGAAGGUGAUGACGGAUUCCAGCGGAAAAUCCAAAGGCUUCGGCUUCGUGAGCUUCGACAGCCACGAGGCCGCCAAGAAGGCCGUGGAAGAAAUGAACGGGAAGGACAUCAACGGGCAGCUGGUGUUCGUGGGCAGAGCGCAGAAGAAAGAAGAGCGCCAGGCCGAGCUGAAGCAGGUCUUCGAGGAGCUGAAGAGGGACGGCGCGCGCCGGUGCCAGGGCGUCAAACUCUACAUCAAGAACCUGGACGACACGGUGGACGAUGACCGGCUGCGGAGGGCGUUUUCCUCAUUUGGCUCCAUCAGCAGGGUCAAGGUCAUGGAGGAAGAAGGGCAGCGCAAAGGCUUCGGCUUGGUGUGCUUCUCCUCCCCGGAGGAAGCUGCCAAAGCCAUGACCCAGAUGAACGGACGCGUCCUGGGCUCCAAACCCCUCAACAUCGCCCUGGCCAAGCGCCAGUGAGGCAGACACUUUCUCACCUGCGGGGUUUGCAGCAGGUGCGGGAAAGCGGAGAUCUUCACCUGCACUGACUUCAGUGAACCUCGAAUUCCACAGUUGACUGCAUUUAUUUUUGUAUUAAACUUUGUAAUAUACUUUGCUUUAUCAUACAAAUCCAAAUUAUUUUUCCUUUUGUAGAAAAAUAAAUGAAUCUUAGAUUCAUUUUACAGGGGUGUGUCUUCUGAUAAAAUUGUAUGUUCUGAGUUUUGAUACAGUGUACACAGCAAUAAAUAUAAUAAUCGUUUAUGAACCAAUCAGUCAGAGAAUUAUUUAGGGUUUUUUUUUUUUGCGUAUUUUUUGUUUCUCAUUAAGAUGGUUAGCUUUAGUUUAUUUUAUGAAAAUAUGCUCAAAUAGACCUCGAAGUAAUUUCUUUUAUCAAUAUUUAUAACUUUUCUUCAAAGCUUUUGGUAACUCAAAAUUUGUUGCUAGUGAACAUUAAGUUGAAUAUUCGGUUUUGUUUUGGAUUAAUGUUUUUAGCUAUACUUGGGUUUCUUAUACAUUGUAUCCUGACAUCGUUAUUAUCUAAUGAUUUCAAUAAACGUGGUGUAUGUUUUCAGUACCUCCUACAAACUGACUUCAAGGGAUAUAUUGUUGCUUUACAAAUUGAUUUGCUGUAGUUCUGCUAUUUGCUAGUCAUCUAAGUUGUUUACUUGCAUAGCACAAACUUACACAUUCCAGAAGUUGUAAACCUGUAGCAAUUCAGGUGACACAAAGUUGGUUUAAGUUUCUUCAUAUCAAUGGAGCUUAAUGAUAUGCCUUAAAGUUUUGCCGAAUACCAAUAUUAUGAAAAUAGAUAUAUUUAGAAUAUAGAAACCAAUUUAAACUCUGUGUUUUUGAAUCUGCUUUGUAAUCAUCCAUGUUGUGAUAUUCUCUCGAUUUUCAGGAAAGUAAGUGUCUUUAUUUUUAUAAAUUUAUACCUCUUGUUAUUAGACUGUGAGUACUGUGUGACCCCAUUAAGAUGGCCUUCCAGCUUUAAUUGAUCUGAAACUCACACUCACUGUUUGCAUGAGUGGCAUUGCUUGGACUGUUUUCUAGCACACAUUUUAUUCUAGUCCCAUUCCUAUAUUUUCUGCCUUGCCUUUAAUACCUCUAUAUUACUUUGUUCAUUCAAAGUACUUUAUUAUAUUAGAUCAUAUUAUAUGCUUCAAAUCCAUUGAGACAAUGAGACAAGAGUUAUUUAUUUACAUUUAAAUCAUUAUUGGAUAAACUGUGAUUCACUUAUACCAAAGGUAGCUAAAAAGUUAUUUUAUUAUCACUGCAUUUAUUGUAUUUGGUUAAGUAUUUCUUGUGAUUUUAUAUCCAAAUGUGUUCCAUUGAUUACUAUUGCAAAAAAUAUUAAAAUAUUUUCCUUGAUAAUACUUUGUAAAUAGCAAAAGUCUGUUUCAUUUUAUUUUGUUGAAAUUAUAGCUACAUAUGUAUAGGUAUAUUCUUUGAAUAAUUUUUAAAUUAAACUCACUUUUAGAUGGGCUGAGGGUUUAGUUCAGCAGCACAAGUGCCUACCUGUUAAGCACAAGGUUGUGAUUUUGAUCCUUGGUGUCAAAACAAAACAAAACAAAAAAACAAAAAACAAAACAAAACAAAAAAAAAACUCUCACUUGGAGGCAGUGAAACAGUGUGGACAGUGAAGAAGAUUAAAAGAGUAAUGUAUAACCUCAUGAUGAAAAUAGAUCUUCUUUAACUUUGUAAUGUAUUCCAGAGUUUUUUCUGUAUGAAUAUACAUAACUGAUAUAAGAAAAAUAGAAACUUAAAGAUUUUGCUUACCCUUGCAUUCUGAAUUUAACAGUAUUCUAGACUUGACUAUCAUGUCACAAAUAAUUAUUUACAUUACAAUUUCAAUGACUUUUAUGUUUUCUUCAUUGACUAUUCUAUAUUACAACUAAUUUCUUAUUAAUAAAUAUAUGUUACUGGAUUACUUUUUCCUUUUAUUCUUUUUUUCCCUCUAUCAUAAACAACUUGGAUAUAAUCAUCCUGGCCAACUCAUUAAGCAGAUAUGUUUAACUAUCUUCUCAAGGGAAUGAAAAAAAAUAGAAUUGAUUAUUAAAAGAGCAAACAAUUUAAAAUUAUAAUUUUGGAAAACAGGGCCUAAGCAUGUCCAGAGAGAAAGUGCCAAUUGCUGCCUAAUGGAGUGCCCAUUUCCACGGCCCCUAAGGAGCAAAUCAUUUUAACAUUCUCGCUACUUAACAUGGUAUGUAAAAGUAUUUUAUCAUUGCUUUAUUUUACUUUUUUGUUACUAUUUUUUUAUUAUAAAAGUUAAACAACAUUUUUCAUAUUUAUACACCACUGUAUUUUCAUAUUUGCUAAUUAAUGCUCUGUGAUCUUAAACUAUUUUCCCAGUGGAGCAUUAUUUGUUUACGAAAAUUUGUUGGCUGUUUCUCCCCAGUAUUCUCAGUUUUAAAAUUUACUCCAAAAGAAAUUUUAAACUCAAAAUAUUUGAUGUUAUUUAUUUGGCCUUGGCUUCAUGUUUCAACACAUCCACACAAUUCAUUGAUAUUAUUGUCUAUCUACUAUAUAUUAUCUUCCAGAAUUUUAAAUUCUCAAUACUUUCUAACCAAAACUCAUUUGCAAAUGAGUUAUAAAAUGAGUUUUUAAAAAAUAGGGUAAGUCUUUUAAAUAUACCUUCCUUUUCAGUCUUUACAGUUUAAUGGCACUAUAACCAUUGUUGUAAUGGAUCAUUUAAGAAUUAACAGCAUGCCAGCAUAUGUUAUCCAGUGGGUUUCCUUGUUUGUAUUAUUUACUGUGAUUUAGUGUGGAUGAUAGUUUCACUAUCAUCAUUUUUCAAUAAAAUUAUUUUUUGUGUC
Messenger RNA from Cavia porcellus (domestic guinea pig), 4181 nucleotides. It is a transcript of the gene Pabpc4l, whose product is annotated as poly(A) binding protein cytoplasmic 4 like. The record is from RefSeq and is a predicted model, not a curated record. Gene Ontology annotation, molecular function: mRNA 3'-UTR binding; poly(A) binding; poly(U) RNA binding. Gene Ontology annotation, cellular component: nucleus; cytosol; ribonucleoprotein complex. The transcript has a single exon. Lineage: Eukaryota; Metazoa; Chordata; Mammalia; Rodentia; Caviidae. The coding region runs from base 166 to 1347 and encodes 393 amino acids.